This is a messenger RNA of Paraphaeosphaeria sporulosa, 2023 nucleotides long. Its product is annotated as PH domain-like protein. The transcript has 2 exons. Bases 304 to 1539 code for a protein of 411 amino acids. NCBI's taxonomy places the organism in Eukaryota, Fungi, Ascomycota, Dothideomycetes, Pleosporales, Didymosphaeriaceae. The record is from RefSeq and is a predicted model, not a curated record.
CUUUCGUCGAGCAGCGCUGGAAUAUGUAUUUCUGCAGUCCACCUUUCUGCGGCACCUGCGCACACUCGCACGCUGCUGCUGUCCAUGCUCGCGCCUGAUGGCCAAGCUCCACCCUCGCAUGGCCCCUGCCGCUCGCCUAGCCUGCGGUUGCUGUCGAUCUCCCUGCUAUAGCACUAACCCAGAAUCAUAGCGGACACCCCCAAACAUACCGCCGUUCGCAGGCCAAAACCCCUUCACGCCUCGCCCACACACGGACACCACUGACCGCCCGUGGAUGCAGCGCAUCCGAACAUGGCAGUCACCAUGGCCGAGCCCAGCCUCCAGACGCCCACCAAGCCCAUCAACAUCCGCCCGCCGCCCAUGAAGCUCGAGACUCGCGCGCACCAGCCGCGCUGCGAGGCCCUGCGCGCAGACAACGCCGGCGUUAUGUCUCCAGUGAACCAGAACGGUAGCUUCGAGUUUGACCGUGUCGUCAAGUCCGGCACCAUCAUGAAGCGCACCCGCAAGACCAAGCACUGGAAACCCGUCUACAUUGUCCUCCGCCCGAACCUGCUCUCCAUCUACCGCGACAAGGACGAGACCAAGCUGCGCCACCAAAUCACCCUCUCCGAAAUCACGGCCGUCGCGCGCCAGAAGGACUCCAAGAAGAAGAUCCAGCAUGUUUUUGGCGUCUUCUCGCCUGCGCGCAACUAUCACUUCGGCGCUACCACGGAAAGGGAGGCACAGGAAUGGGUUGAUUUGAUCCGGGCUGAGGCGCGCAUAGACGAGGACGAGGAGGAGAUGAUCGUCAUGAGCCCAACUGGGGAGAAGACAUUCAGCGGCUUCGACCGGUCGAAGAAGGAGAUCAUUGGGUCGAGCUCGUCCGAGGUGGAGCGGCCCACGAGCUCGGUGGCACCUGAAAACAUGCACAGCGCGCGGCGGCCCUCGCACAGCCUCCAAUACUCUGGCAAUGAGUACGGGUCCAUGUCCGACUUCUCAGACACGGGCGGACCUGUGCAUGUCAAAUUCCACGAGUCCACCAAUUCACUCCCGCCGCCAAAAGAGCAGCAACUCCACAAUACCAGCCAACAGAGCAAUAUUGGCACGCUGCCAGACAACGAACGAGUCAUCUAUCACGGCUGGCUGUACGUACUCAAAUCAAAGGGCGGCGUGCGCCAAUGGAAGAAGGUAUGGGUGGUGCUUCGCCCAAAGGCGCUGGGGCUCUACAAGAAUGAAGAAGAGUACUCCGCCAACCUCAUCAUCCCAUUCUCAAGCAUUAUAGACGCUGUCGAUAUCGAUCCUCCGUCCAGGAGCAAGCAACACUGCUUCCAGGUCAUCUCCGAGGAGAAGAACUUCCGCUUCAGCGCGCCCAACGAGAACGCCCUCUCGAAAUGGUUGGGUGCGUUCAAGAGCUUGCUGAUCAAAAGGAAGGAGGCGGAACAACAGCGCGCGCUGCAGGCGACAGGGAACACCCAACCUCCUAGGACCUCGACCAGCGCACAACAACCCACCCUAAAGAAUAAACCGCCCGCGGCCAACCCGCAAACCCAACAACAUUAGAAUCCGACGAUAAGAUAGCCACGUCGCCGGCAGAUACCCACACGCCCCGCACUGCUCCCUGUUGACACUUUUCACCGCUUCAGACUCACACUCGCCACCCCGCAUCCCUGUCCUUGUCCCUGUACAUACCCCUUUCCUAUGUCUACACUACCACUUACUCGCCACAUCAGCCACCGCGACAGGCAUCUCCUAGUUUCAGCUCCAGCUUCCUUUUUCUAUCAACUUGCGAGUCUGUUUCCAGCGCUUCAGCGAUCGCUCACCUUCGGGCGGGCAUUCAUGACUUUCUACGACUUACGAUUUGAGCAUUUCGGCUCGUGGGCUUUGCACCGACGACCCUGGCGGCUUGUUGCGUUAGGUGGGAGGGGCUUGUGGUUAUUGUUACUGGCGGGUUCUUCGUGUAGUAGUGAAGCACGCAGUGGAGUUGUAAAGUAGCUUUGUAAUACCGUGUAGAGAUGGUUUAGCUUAAUUUGAAGUUUGUUCUGAG